This is a messenger RNA of Daktulosphaira vitifoliae (grape phylloxera), 1872 nucleotides long. RefSeq names its product fork head domain-containing protein FD4-like. NCBI's taxonomy places the organism in Eukaryota, Metazoa, Arthropoda, Insecta, Hemiptera, Phylloxeridae. Gene Ontology annotation, molecular function: DNA-binding transcription factor activity, RNA polymerase II-specific; RNA polymerase II cis-regulatory region sequence-specific DNA binding. The coding region runs from base 249 to 1088 and encodes 279 amino acids. Gene Ontology annotation, biological process: anatomical structure morphogenesis; cell differentiation; regulation of transcription by RNA polymerase II. The record is from RefSeq and is a predicted model, not a curated record. The transcript has 2 exons.
CCCGCCCGUCACUUCCGUACGAUGAUCCGCCACUGCGUUCCCGUCGCAUUAGUUUAGUCCGAACCUGCGCGUCGUAACUUACGGUCGUCGUUGGAACUGUCCGCUCGAAAAGGGUUUGCUCUCUUUGCCACAACCGAGACCGUCGUAUCGUUUUUUGUGCGUGCGCGCAUUCGCUUACGGAUCGAGGCCUUAUAACCCAGUGAUUUCAGUGUUUCGAUUUUUUUAAUACAGUCGACAAAAUAAAAACUAUGCCGCGUCCGAGCCGUGAAUCUUAUGGUGACCAAAAGCCACCGUACAGUUACAUCUCUCUAACGGCCAUGGCCAUAUGGAGCUCUCCGGAGAAGAUGUUGCCACUGUCGGACAUUUACAAAUUCAUCAGCGACCAGUUCCCUUAUUAUAGAAGAAACACGCAACGUUGGCAGAACUCGCUGAGACACAAUUUGUCAUUUAACGACUGUUUCGUCAAGAUUCCUCGAAUGCCGGACAGACCCGGUAAAGGCGCAUACUGGGCUCUUCAUCCAGCCGCCUUGGACAUGUUCGAAAACGGAUCGCUUCUUCGGCGCCGUAAACGUUUCAAGCUCGUCAAGUCCGACAAAGACAGAUUAGACAACGAGCUGAUAGCAUUGGCCAAUAAUCUUGCGCACAUGCAACGCAACCAUCCGGGUAUGUCUCCGGGAUCUUCAGCAUCAUCUCGAUGCUCGUCGUCUUCGUCCGCCGCCGGUAGUCCACCACCGCCCGCCGUCAUGCAAUCGUCGCCGCAUCCUCCUCAGCCAAUGAGACCUGUAGCGGUCACUGUAGACACCGCGGCCAUGACCAUCACCAAGCCGGCCAGCAAGAGACCGUUCGAUAUCGAGAGCCUGAUCGGACCGGAUCCCUGCAAGUCCGCCGCCGUCGACGACGACAUCUUGCAGCGGUUCCCGGCAAUCGUACCCACACCUUACCCGGUGUCCACUCCUCUCAUGAUGCCUUACAACCUUCAUCAAGCCGCGGCGGCCGCUGCAGCCGCGAUGGCUCUUCAAGAUCACCAUCAUCAUCAACUUCACCAGCAACAAUAUUUUCGGUAUGCGUCCUACUUCCCCCACAAUUAGUUUUUAAUAUUUUUCUAAAGAAAAAAUAAAACACGUUGAUACUAUAGAAAACACGGUAUUAUUCGCUUUGAGUAAAUUUCAUGCCGUCUAGAGAGUAAUAUUGUCUUUUGAAUAGGAUUGAUGUAAAGCGGUAAACGUUUUAAUACAAAUGAUCUCGCGUAUAUUUGAAAAGAAGUUGAUGAAAAAGUUUUCCUAAUAAGUUUAAUUAUUAUUAUUAUUAUAUGUAUGAGUUUUAACUGACUAUACUAACUGUUUUGAAAUUAUUAUUUUGUUUGUGUUUUAAUUAUGUAUGUGUAAAUUUUAAUUAGCCAUUAGUCUAAAGGAACCGUCGUGUACGUUUGUGUAGUUAUUAGGGAGAAAAGUACUGAAGGACGUGUUGUUUGAGCGACAAACCUUUAAUAGAUUUUAGAAUAUUAUAUUCUCUGUACUGUGAUGUAGUUAUUAUCGCUAUAACUUAUAGAAUUUUUAUUUAUUAAUUUAUUUUUAAGUAGGUGUCGGUCGAUCAACGCGAAUAUUAAAACGAACUGAAAAUUAUUUUACGAUUCGUCAUGACGGCCGACGAUUAGUGUACAUUUUUAUUUUUGUUUGUUUUUUGAUUAAUUUGUUUAUUAAGCUAACCUGUUACCCCUCCUCGUGUAAAUGUAAUAUUAUUUAAAAUUGUAUAGUUAUAUAUCACGUAUAGUCAUUAUACUCUUAUUUGUAUAAUAAUCUAUACGUACGAACGGCCAGCAGAUCCGUCGUUCGUAUGAAAUAUAUUAAAAAAAUAAAAUGUGCAAUUUUCAAA